This is a messenger RNA of Mesitornis unicolor (brown roatelo), 804 nucleotides long. It is a transcript of the gene ING2, whose product is annotated as inhibitor of growth family, member 2. The annotation marks the transcript as partial. The record is from RefSeq and is a predicted model, not a curated record. The transcript has a single exon. Gene Ontology annotation, cellular component: nucleus. Lineage: Eukaryota; Metazoa; Chordata; Aves; Mesitornithiformes; Mesitornithidae. Gene Ontology annotation, biological process: positive regulation of DNA-templated transcription.
GCAUUAAAAGAAAUAGAUGAUGUCUAUGAAAAAUACAAAUCAGAAAAUGAUCCUGUUCAGAAGAAACGCUUACAGCAGCAUCUUCAGCGUGCAUUAAUCAACAGCCAAGAACUUGGAGAUGAAAAAAUCCAAAUAGUUACUCAGAUGCUAGAACUGGUAGAGAAUAGGGCCCGGCAAAUGGAAACACACUCUCAGUGUUUUCAAGAUCUGUCUGAGAACGAAAAGCCUCUAGAAAAGGCAAAGAUGGAGUCCUGCCAGCCGGAGAGAUCGUCACGUAGGCCUCGUCGCCAGCGAACCAGCGAAAGCCGUGAUCUGUGCCAUAUAGCAAACGGUAUUGAUGACUGUGAUGACCAGCCACCUAAAGAAAAAAGAUCAAAAUCUUCCAAGAAGAAAAAACGCUCCAAAGCCAAGCAAGAGAGAGAGGUUUCACCUGUAGAGUUUGCAAUUGAUCCCAAUGAACCAACCUACUGCUUAUGCAACCAAGUGUCUUACGGGGAAAUGAUAGGGUGUGAUAACGAACAGUGUCCUAUCGAGUGGUUCCACUUUUCUUGUGUUGGACUCACCUACAAACCAAAGGGGAAAUGGUAUUGCCCCAAGUGCAGAGGAGACAAUGAGAAAACAAUGGACAAAUGUACUGACAAAUCAAAAAAGGAUAGAAGAUCGAGGUAGUGAAAGCAAUUAAUGUUUUAAAGACUUGCUUCUUUUAUAUUAAAAUGUUUAAUUUCCAGAGAAUGCUGUUUAAGGAAGUGCAUAAGACUAUGCAAUAAUUUUUAAUCUAUAAUAUUAACGGAGUAUUAAAAGCUG